CUCAAGCUGCCAGUCUAGAAACCGACACGGUGCCACAAUGAGUGGCCUUUCAGAUGUUCGGGUGGUGCCCGCGUGUUGUUUGUGCCUCGGGCUAUGUCUUCUGGUGUUUGCCAUGAUUGCAGUGCCUGUCUCCUUCAAGUCGAUGGAGCAGGGAAGACAAGCUGUGACGCUGAAUUGGAUGAGCCAACAAGUCAGCAACGAGGUAAAGACUGAGCCGGGCGUCAGCUUCGUUGGCUUUGGGAACUAUUUCAUUGAGUUCCCGGCGACCUACCAGGCCGUCUAUUUCAUUCAGGACGGUCGAGGUGUGAAUCCGGUUCCCGUUCCUGACUUGUUCACCCCUGUGGUGAAGGGCCCCAUUCGGGCACGAUCUGCUGAUGGCUUGGAGAUGCUGAUUUCCAUCUCAUUUCAGUGGAGAUUAAAGCCAGAAGCAUUGAAGGGGCUUUUUACCAUCCUUGGUGACAACCUCUACAAGGAUGAAUUUGUCCGGUUUGCUCGAGCAGCUGUGGUCGAAGCCUGCUCCUUCUACACCGCAGAGCAAUACUUUACGCAACGUGCAGUCAUCACCGCAAAGAUGCUGGAGGUGAUGCAGGCGAACUUCAAUAAACCCCAGGAUGACUUGAUGCUGGAGAUCACAGGGCUCCAACUGCGGGAGGUUGAUCUACCUGAUGACUUCGAUGAUGAAAUUGCGAAUACACAAGAGCAGAUGCAGGAGGUGGAAGUUGGCAAGGCAGAACGGCAGGAGCAAAUCAUUAUCAAAGAGGCCGCGAUAGAAGUAGCCAUGCAAAAGGUGGAAGAGAUCAUUAAAGGAGCCAAAGGGCAAGCCGCUCGAGUGCAAAUCCAGAACGAGGCAACGAUUAAGCAGCUCAUGCUAGUUCAACAGAGGCAAGCCGAGGCAAAUGCUGCCAUUUUGCAGCAAUUUGCCAACGAUACGUUGCCUUUCGACAGGCUUUUCAAAGUGAUGGAAAUCAGAGCACUUGAUGAUCACGCUCCGGACAAGCUCACAGUCAGUUUGUGAGGGGAGGAGUGUAUUUUGCUGUUCACCACCCGUGUGAUGGUAUGGCAGUUGUGCGGUGCAGAGGGCAGUGAAAUGAACAUAGAAUUUG
Molecule: messenger RNA, 1103 nt
Organism: Cladocopium goreaui
Lineage: Eukaryota; Dinophyceae; Suessiales; Symbiodiniaceae
Source: the annotation of a GenBank genome assembly